This is a messenger RNA of Synchiropus splendidus (mandarinfish), 3141 nucleotides long. RefSeq names its product SRY-box transcription factor 11a (gene sox11a). The coding region runs from base 338 to 1456 and encodes 372 amino acids. NCBI's taxonomy places the organism in Eukaryota, Metazoa, Chordata, Actinopteri, Syngnathiformes, Callionymidae. The transcript has a single exon. Gene Ontology annotation, biological process: anatomical structure morphogenesis; neuron differentiation; negative regulation of transcription by RNA polymerase II. The record is from RefSeq and is a predicted model, not a curated record. Gene Ontology annotation, molecular function: RNA polymerase II cis-regulatory region sequence-specific DNA binding; DNA-binding transcription activator activity, RNA polymerase II-specific.
CGCACGGCACUAACUGCGUGUUUAAUAUGCUUGUCUCGCCCGACGUGUUGCCCCAGACAAUGUGUACCACAAAUCCCCACCUCCACUCCAAUGGGAGCUCGGCGGAGGAGGAAUAAAAAGGGUUAAGGGGAGUCUUGGAUAGAGUCUGCGGGGCGGAGUGGAAGCGACGUGAUUGGCCGGUCGCGCGUGACGCAGGGGACAUGAAAAAGCUGAUAACCAGUUAAGAAGGCAGUUUGUAACUCUGGAAAAAGAGUUGAGAGCUUGAGACACACGUUGCGCAGCACAGAUUUUUGAAGCGUCUUGGUCAGCGCGGAGACUGUCCGGGAGCAGAGUGACCAUGGUGCAGCACACGGACAACAGCGAGACGGACGGGAGCAUGUCACGAGUGGCCUCGGACUCGGAGGAGAGUGAAUUCAUGGCGUGCAGCCCGGUCCCGAUCAACCCGGACUGGUGCAAGACGGCGACCGGUCACAUCAAGAGACCCAUGAACGCCUUCAUGGUCUGGUCCAAGAUCGAGCGGAGAAAGAUCAUGGAGCAGUCGCCGGACAUGCACAACGCGGAGAUCUCCAAGCGCCUGGGCAAGCGGUGGAAGAUGCUGAAGGACAGCGAGAAGAUCCCGUUCAUCCGAGAAGCCGAGCGGCUGCGGCUAAAACACAUGGCCGACUACCCAGACUACAAGUACAGGCCGAAGAAAAAGCCAAAGCUGGACGGCUCCAAGUCCUCGGCGCCGUCGCCGGAGAAGUGCGCCAAGCUGGCCAAGACCCCCAGCAAGAAGUGCUCCAAGAUCAAGAGCAAGAGCGGCUCCAAGUCCACGCACUACCCGGACGACUGUGUGUUCCCCAGUUUGAAAGUGACCAAGGCGCUCAAGAGCGAGCUGACGGACGACGACGAGGACGACGACUACGAGGAGGACUACCGGAUGCGGAUUAAGGCGGGCGACGAGGAGCGCACGAGGCCGUACGGCGUCGCCAAAGUUCCCGCGAGCCCAACUUUGAGCUCGUCGGCCGAGUCCGAGGGCGCGAGCAUGUACGAAGAAGUGCGCAGCAGCAGCCGACUCUUUUACAAUAUCAAAAACAUUACGAAGCAGGGCGCUUUUCACGCCGCUUCGGUCUCACCAGCAUCCUCCAGGUCGGUCUCAACAUCCUCCUCCUCCUCCUCUUCCUCUUCCUCCUCUUCCUCCUCCUCCAGCAGCAGCUCGUCUUCGGGCGAGGACGCGGACGAUUUGCUGUUUGACUUUAGUUUGAAUUUCGCUCCCAGCGCCCCUGGCUCGGAGCUGGGGAACCCCAAUUCAGGAAACCUCUCGCUGUCGCUUGUGGAUAAGGACUUGGACUCGUUCAGCGAGGGCAGCCUGGGCUCUCACUUUGAAUUCCCAGACUAUUGCACGCCAGAACUCAGCGAGAUGAUCGCAGGGGACUGGCUGGAAGCCAACUUUUCUGACCUGGUCUUUACAUACUGACUUCCAAGAGACUUUUCCCGGGGAGAAAUAUCAGAUAAUAUAUGUGUCUUGGUCAAGUUUUCCCUUAGCCCUGUCUUCUCUGUGGAGGACCAGGAGGCAAGGUGAGAGGGUUGAGGAAUGAGAUGCUUACGAAGAUGGUAGCAAAAACAAACAAACAAACAAAAAAAACAACCUAACAACAGACGUUUUUUUCAGGCAGCAUGACAGGGUUUUAUGGAUUUUUCCCCUCGUAGGUCUGCAUUUAGUACCGUUCAGCAUAAACGGACCACAAAGGGAAGAAAACGUCUAUGCAUCUUUUCCUCUUAAAAUAAAACUGCAGGGAGAUGAAAACGAACUGUGGACUGACAAGUAAACACAAGAAAAAAAAAAAAUCUGUGAACUGACCAUUUGUUCAGGACUUUACAAUGUAAUUUCUUAAAUGCCGCAAAUGUUUGUUUUCCUUUUCUUAUUUUUUUUUUUUUAUAUAUAUAACUUGAUUCCGUUUACCUCCUCCUCGUUUUUUGGAAAAAGUUAAGCAGCCUAAAAAACCUCUGCAGAUUACAGGUGCAGAGGGAACAUUUUGAUACAUAACAGACCUCAUCUUUUUAAAAGACAAAGUAAGAUAUUUUCAGGCAUAUUUUUGUACAGUUCAACAGAAAAAGGGAAUGUUCUUACUGUGCUUUCAGUGAGUUUCAGGCACUUCUUCCCUUUAUCAUUUUCUUUUCAAGCAUGCAAGGGAGUCCUGGUUUUAAGGAUUAAGUUAAAUUUUAAACUUGCAUCAAAAAUGCCUUGUGAUUUUCAACUAGGUUUUUGUACAGUUGUAGAACAGAUUUGUUGAGUAUUUGUAGACAAUACAUUGGCAUCAUGGGGGAACACAUACCUCAGAGCUGGAACUAGUUUCAAGAUUGUAUAUGUACUGUAAUAUAGUAAAGUUAGGAGUUUAUGUAUAUCAUACUCGUGAUAUGUGGAUGGGUCCCGAUCGCAGGUGUGAAACUGGAUUUUGGUAUUUUUAUGGCACAUACUGUUUUUUCGCCCCUCUCAUUUUUUUGUGCAAUAUAUACUCUUAAGAUACAGACCAUCAACAAUUGUAGCAAGUGAUGGGAAAAACAGACUUGUGCACUGUCGACAUCAUUUCCUGUUAUGAUGCUGAAGCCUCUCCGGGCAGAAAAAAGAAUAAACAAAUCAGCUGGAACUGAUACAAAACGAUGGAAUAUGGCCUGUGGUGUGGUGCAUACAACAACAACAACAGAAAAAAAAAAAGGUUCUCAAAUUGAAUGUUAUUUGGACACAGAUAUUCGACACAAAUCUGACUGCAAAAUUUCAAGCAUAAGGGCAUGUAGUCUUACUCAGUGGUGGUCUGGCAUCAGCGUGAACAAACCAAGCAAAAAAGAAAGACAAAAAAGUACAUUCCAUAGUCCUGUUUCAUGAAAUGAAACUUUAUUUUGAAACUGAAAACUGCCUUCUUUUUUUAAGAAACAUUAACCAUAAACCUGUAUUUUUUAUUUCUUGCACUUAAAAAAAAAAAAGCAGAUAUUUUUAUUUUUUAUGUGGGUCACACACACGGAGUCUGUUUGAUAAUAGGAAUAUGACCUAAUUAUUUGCCGAGAUUUUUUUUUUGUGUUGGAUGUUCUGGGCAGUAGUUACUUCACAUUCCAAGUGUGAAUCUGUCUGCGACUCAUCUUUUAAUAAAUAAGUACCUACCACCA